GACAUCAGAUCGAGGCCUGCAGUGGUAACUAAGUGAGCAAAAAUGGCGGCCAAAACGCAAUGGAAGGUUGCACCCCCGGAACCACAACAACACCAGAAAUAACACCCUUGUCCCACGAAUAAAGAUAUGGAGGGAAUAUAUGAAUCGUCGGCCUCAGAAAAGGUCAGAGCGCAAGAAGAAGAGUUAAAGAAAGAGCUGAAGGAACUCCAAAAUGAGAUCGAAGAGGGGAAUUUUUUGCGUCCAGGCCAAGUCAAAGCGCUUGGAUCUGUUCCCCUUCCUAAAGACAUCGAGCACUUUAGACGUGAGCGCAAACUUGCUGUCUCAAAAACCUUAACGAUAAGGGAAGCCCAACCACUGAUUAACCAGUCAGAGGUAAUGAGAGAGGAAAUGGAGACAAGUGUCAAAUCAGAGUACUCACCCAAGAGCAUUCCACUACUACUGCAUCAGUUUUUUUCAGAUCGAAUAGAGCAUCUUGUGCAGUGCAAACACAUGCAUAUGUUAAGAUGGGCACGGUUCAAUGAGCAUUCUAAGGCAAUUGAGAAUCUGUAUCCUGCUUAUCAACAGAGACUCAGCCACAUCAUGGAAGAGUACCAUGAUGCUUUUCAAAGAGCUCGCCGACUGGCAGUGGCACGGGAGGCAUCACUGGCUGGCAGUGAGUCAGCAAUGGGCGCGGUCACUAUAGAGGAUCUGCUCAUCUAUACGCGAUGGCUUGUGUGCUAUAUGCACUCUGUAAAAAGGAUGCAUUCCUUUUUAAGGGUUAUAGAAUGGCUCCCUGUGAUGCACAAAAAUACCAUAAAGCCUCAAGAAAUUGAAAAAGAUGAACCACCAUUAGAAGUAGAGUCCAAACCAUCUGGACCCCCCAGCAGGGCCCGCGGCAACCUUAAACGCAUCAUGAGUCAAGUGGCUAUCACCGCCCACCUCAAUGUGCUGCGGCCCAUGGCCAAACCCGAUGCCAGCCUCCCGCCGCCUCCUCCUCUCAGCUUGUCCCCUUAUCAGCUUGUCUCGGCUACCAACCCCUCGGUUGCAGCAGCUGCUGCAGCAUCGGGUGGCGGGCUUGCGUCAAAUGAAGUUCACCUUGUGCUGCCGAUGCAUGAGACCAAUCUUCCUAAGUUGAUGUUGCUUCUGGAGUUCCUGAUGAGCUGUUACUCUGUAGAUAUGGAUAUCCACCAAAUCAACACGAAUGCGGAUGAGAUGGAUCUCUUCACCAUGGUCACUAGACGAUUCAAGAAGGUUUUCUCCAAGCAAGAGCAACUAAGAACAUUUCCUAUAUAUGACACUUCUGUAGAGGAGCUUGGCGUCGCCAAGGUCAGGAGUCAGGGAGCACUCUACACAUUUAAGCAGACGUCAAACUGGUUACCUUUUAUCAUGCUAAGGCCUGAGAAGGAUUCCAAUCAAAUCAAAGCGAUGGCCAAACUCAAGCAACAAGGGCAAAUAGACGAGCUUUUGAAGUCUCACUCGAGGUUCCUUCACAUCCAGGACAGUUCUCGUGUGAUCCAUGCCUUGCGCGAACACGCCAAGGCAGUGAUUGAGCCUCCAAAGCCUCUUCCAGCCUCAGUCACCACUCAUCGCACCCAGAACGACACAGCUGCCGUGUGGAAAAAGAUAUUCACCUAUGCUUCUUCCAGUGUGACUCGAGACGAUGUUCUAGAAUUUGACACCAAAGUUAGCGAUGAAGAUCUAGGCGGUAGUGACCAGGGAGGCUUUGAUCUCGGGACGGCUGUCGAAUUGCUUGGGCUGGAGGAUGACAACGCUAAGAACCAGGGGAGCAUGCUACAAGGAGCCUACAUGUCUUUCCUUCUGCUUAGACACCUGAGACUCAGAGAUCUUCAGAGGACGUGUCUGGGAAUAUUGAACUAUUUCCGCUCUGUUCAACGUACGAUGACCAUUAACGAUGGUGGUCUAUCGCUUGAGGGAGGCAAACAAAGAUCUUCCAAGUAUCAGGUGUUUCACGGUGGUGGUAUCUCAGGGAUUGGAAACCACCAGUAUGUCCACAAUACCCCAGCAGAUUACAGGGUUGACCAAGCCCAGUUCAUGGAAUUCUCAGAGCUGGAGAAUCAUGACGAUUUCUAUUCACAAGAGGAAGGUCGCGUGCACGUACAGGAUCAACGUGGUUAUUACAUCACAUAUGACUCGGCCCUGGAUGACUUCAAGAAUCUAGAGACCGAGCUUCUUUUGGUAGCCUCCCAUUUUAUCACCAAAGACAAGGAAUUCCGAAAUCCUAAACCAUCGGCAAAGUACCGUGGGGACCACCUGGAUAUCGCAUCAUACAGUCAUCAGCAGAUUGACAGGUUUGCUGUGCUGCUUGACUUGUGGACAAAUGAGGCUGCUUACCUCGAGAACAAGCGGCAGCUGUUGGACUGCUAUUUCGAGGCCUAUCAGCAUGUGUUCGACGCUAGUGAGAAGAAGAACCUUGCGCAAGUGAUGACCAACGUGGUCUCCAUGCGCCCGCGGUUCGACUUUACUGCGGAUUACUUUGUCCGUAUUUAUCGCGCGGAGUGUGUUAACCUUCGCCUACACUGCAAUUUGAUCAAAGGAGUCCUCGACAAACAGAUAGACGAGGAGAGGGAAUAUUUGCAGAAGGUCUGUCGGGAGGACACGUCAGGGCUAUUCGGCCUUCCUCAUCGCGUCAUUCCCCAACAACAUAUCGCAGUCAACAUCAGCAGGCCUGCUCUCCAGUAUAUCUACAUGCUAGAGUUCCAUCCUUCACUUGCUCUAGCUGCCAAGAUACCCAAAGCGCUAAGCCAUGUAUUCAAGACGUUUCAGAACCUGCAAAAGCCCAAGAGCACGGGGGAGAUCAUCUCAAUGGAGAGACGGAUGCUUGAAGUGGUACAGAAAGAAUGGGACUUCCUGCAGCCCUCGGGGAAUGACUUUGCAGUGCAGACACAAAAAGACCUGUUUUCUGAGGUGUUUGUUGAAGACCCUUUAUUCGUCUGCGAAGUGGCCCAGUCGCUAAUCACUGCCGAGGAGAAUAAGAAAGGAGGUGGACGCAAAUCCGUUAAAGAGAAACAGCAAAUUCUUACCAGAAUCUGGUCAAGGAUCCUCGAGGUCAUCACCCUCCGGCACCGGCUUAUUAUGGCCUCUCAAGAGACAUCAGUAGUCACCAAGAUCUACCGAAGACGCGCCAAAGAGAUCGGAUUUGACGAAUACCACGCGUUCCUGCGUAUUGUCUCUUUCGACUUCGCCCAGACAAAACCCGAAGCGGAUACCGACACUGUAUCGAUCACUCUGAUACAAGAGGAUGAUAGUCGUAUCGACAGGUACACGCCAGCGUAUCUCCCACUUGCCAUACAGGAGCUUGAUGAGAAACACGUGGGCAACUUCAGUUUCCGCACAAGAGAAGGCUUUAUGCAUAUUGUUUCUGAUAGUGGCGUGGACAAGCUUGGGGUAGUGCUGAUGACACAGAUUUGCCAUAAGAAUAUCAUCAUAUCCAGCUUACUGCGGAUGGAUGGCUGUGCUGCAGUGAUCCGCGCCGUGAAGGCGAAGGCAGCGACGGCCGAGAAAAGUGGUGGCAGCGGGUUAUCUCCUCGCUCGUCACGUGAUCAGUCCCUGACCAGUCGCCGUAACUCGGUGGAAGAGAGUCCAUCGCACCUCAGCGCUUUCUCCACUAAGAGGCUGGACCGCGAGUUCGAGCGCAAGAUGCAGGAAGUCUUCGUGUCUGUUCAGCUAGAGAAGACGUUCUUGCGUGACAAGAUGUUGAACGAGUACAUCCGCAAGAAGGAACAGCUGGGGGUCACGCUGAAGAGCAUAGAUGAAGUCGUCAAACUCAAGAGAAAGUUGAUCAUGGACUUUAACACCAAUCUUCACAAACGUGUUACACAGUAUUCGCUACAAGCACAGAUUGUUGCCUACACCACAAGCUUGUUGGAUCUGAUGGGUGACUUUCCCACCACAAGAGAUGCACAUUUCAUGAUUGGCGAGGAAGACGAGAAGAAAAGCGAAGAAGACGAUGACCCAACACCGGACCCCAAACACUUCAAGUCACGUCCGAGAAGAAUGCUAUCAGUGGAUGGCAAGAAACUCAUGAAUCUCUGGUUUAUCCCACACUACACAGAGGUGAUGAAGAUGUUCUCUAAAGAAAAGAUUGACACAAGAAAUCGCGCCCUGACGGUUAUGUUGGAAUUGGUCUCCUCCAUGCACGACAUUUGUCAAUACCUUUGUGCGCAUGCGCGACUGGGGAGCUCCACUGCACGACUAGGGACGCAGAAGCUGGAGUUCUCUGGAGUGACUGCAGACUGGGGAGGAACGGAAGGGAUAGGAGCAGAACUGAGGGAAAUCCAAAGGCAGAUCAAUCACCUGGAAAACCCAACUGACCCUUAUGAGGUUGCGGAGUUUCUGGUUAAGCGUCGUGAUAACCUUUUCCUAGAAGUGGAUAUCUCAGUCAGUCAUUCCGUGCGCGACACCUUCCUCUCCACUGGGAACGAGGCUGCUUACAGGAGUAUCACGGAUAACAUGCACUUUGCUCUUCAAGAUCUCAGCAACCUGCCGAGGCCGAACAUGUACAGCACCCAUGUGGCUGUUCCUGGGCCACUUGGCGCGAGGGAUAACCUCGGGAGAGAGCUCUACCCCUGGCGUUCAUUUAUGCAGAGGUAUGGCCCGUUUCCCAUGAUGUACUGGCAGUGGUACGCGAUAGGUGAUCACAUGCAACUAUGUCUGGCAGGACUCAAGGAAGUCGACAGACAUGUUGUGAACGGCGAGAUUCUUGGCGUGUCUCUCCUACUUGAGGACGUCCUACAAGCGGGCCUACCUGACAUGUUCUUUAGCAAGCAAGAGGACGAGAUCGGUAGCUCAACCUCGCCACGCUCUCGGCCAGCCACGAGCUCCUCCCGACGUCCAACGAGCCGGCAGAGCGACACCUCCGAGGAUGGCACGGGCGUGAGUGGCAAAGAUCCGAAAUCAGCUGAAACUACAGGUUAUGGUGAUAUUCCCAAGGGUAAAUUGUCGCACAGUACGAACCCCAAGGCGGCCGUUAAGCUGAUCAACAUGUUCCUGUUGAUCUGCUCGAGGCUUGAGGUGCUCAAGACAGACUGGGGCUGCAGGAAACUCGGCGUUAACGAGAUUUCCUCUACCAAGAACUACCGCGCGUUCCUUAAGUUGUACAAGAUCGACGUGCUUCAGUCGGUUUACCAACAAAUCGCUGCAAAACUUGGGCUGGGUCAGGAGUACGCUGCUUUGGGCGUACUCACAAGUGACGACGAGCCGCUGGCCACACCGCCUGGAGCGACAGAGAUGGAACUCAAAAUCAAACAGCUGGUGCGACUGCUAGAGAAUCUCGAGUGCAGCAUGAUCUCUGACGUCUUGAGGAGGAUAUCACGUGAGCACACUCUGGUGGUGUCGGAAAGAGGUCGGGAUGACACGACGCUACCCACGGAUCUCUGGAAGAAACCGGUGAUGAAGGAGAACUCGACCAUCACUAAGCCACACCUGGUGGAGAACUUCGUACUUGACUUGAUGGCAGGGCACAUGGACGACGGCGAGACCAUCGAGUUCACACGGGAACAUCUAAACAAGUGUCUUCUUCGACUGGCGACAGAGACGAAUCUGAGGGAAAGGGUGUGCUUCGAAAGUUACGCUAUGUACUACGAGAGCCUUCUUCGUCAUCAGCACCAGCUGUUAUUCAUGAGAGAACAGGAAAUAAAGCAAUGCCAAGAUCAGAUGGAAGCAAACGCUGUGGCAACUGUCGUAGAUGUACACUGCCAGUUGGCUGAUCGGAGCCACGAACAACUUCUAGAAAUUACAGCUCUUCGUGCUAAAAUUAUGGAGAUGAGAGAUUCUAUUAUGAACCAGGAAAAAGAGCUGAGAGAGAAGAUCAAAAAAGAUUUCGCGAAUCUCGUUCAAGAGCUUUUCAGCAACUGCUUCGAAAUGAAGAACAAGUUUGAAGAAUUCAGGUUAUUUUUGUACGACGAUGUCCACGAGAGCCUUAAUGACGUCAGACGGCAAGCACUAGAAGACAUGCGCGAGAAGUCCGGAUCAAUGAAAGCCGUAGGUACUGACCCAGUGCUAAAGAAGUGCGAUCAAAUACGCGACAUCCAGGAAGAUAACACUAACCUCGGACAGAUGUUCUUAAAAAUGAAGACGAUGAAUAACUGGAAGAAGACAAGGCUUUUCUUACGAUAUCACGACUCGGUGGAUAGCUUACGGGAUGAAGCAGACCGGGCUAAGCGGGAGUGCCUUGAAGUCAAGAAACUGGCAGAGGAGAAGGCGAUUCUUAUGAAACAAGAGCAAGCAGCGCUCCGACAGGCCUUGUCUGAGUUGGAAAAGGAAUGCCAAAGACUUCGACGAAAACUCCAGUUUGAGCAAAAAUCCAAGAUGCAGAAGAUGCACGCGCAGAUACAGGAACAGCAGAGUCUGCGUCAGCUUGAGCUCGCCAAGUCCACCAAUAUCGACAAACUGAUUUCGGAUCUGGAAGAGAAGGAAAUGCGUCUACGUCUUUUAACAGAGAACCUCGAUAGGGAUCAAAGACGGAACAUGUUCCAACAAGGGCAGUCGAAGAAGACCCUGAAGCAAAUGAUGAUGCAACUGGAGCAUGAGCGUAGCCUGAAGCUCGGCGCAUUCGAGAGGGUCGAGGAGCUUCAGAGAACUAUCUACGGCCAUAGUCCGUCGCGACCACAUUCAAGUGAAAGCAUGAAUGGGGAAGCACCGCUGGACAAGCGCCCGUUUACCUCGUGGCUCCCUGCUCCUGAGUCGGUCUCAGUCCCCCAGCGGUCAGCUUCCGUCAUGGCAUCCAAGUCGACGAGUGUCCCUGGCAAGCCCCUGGGGGGUGGUGUGUGGCCUCCGCCCGUGUCUUUCCCUCGGCCUUCCCCUGAGCUUACCAUUGGAUCCACCUCACCUUCAUUCAAGAUCCAACGACCGAAAACGCAUAGCGGGAGACUGCGAGGCAAGAUUACCGAGAAUCUUUUGAGCGACUUGGACCAGGAUGGUAUGGAAAUUAGACGGGCGCCACCUUUGUAAAAAUCGUAGCGCAACUUCAGGAGAAGCAGUGCAGAGCUUGCGUGACAAACACUGCAAAAGUAGCAAAAGCAAUAACUGCAGAAAUACCUCCAACGACCAGCAGCAAUAGCCAAAAGCAGGAGAUUUAAACAACUGUGACAACACCAGUAGUAUCAACAACAACAACAACAACAACAACAACAACAAAACAAGAAGAAUAUUACAAGCAACACUGUGUGCACCGUUUGGGAAUAUCACCAACUUUUACCGCAAGCAACCAACCAUUUUGUCUACUAUGGAGUAGAUAUGUCUUGAGACUUUAUUUUCUAAGGACGACCAAUCUUUUGGCACUUGUAAAUAUAUUUUAAAACGUAAUUUUUUGUAAAGAAGUGGUAUACUAUUGAAAUAAUAUUUAUUUUAAUAACUUUUAUUAAACACAGCAAUGGGAACAA
Messenger RNA from Nematostella vectensis (starlet sea anemone), 7379 nucleotides. RefSeq lists its product as uncharacterized. The transcript is spliced from 65 exons. The record is from RefSeq and is a predicted model, not a curated record. The coding region runs from base 127 to 6948 and encodes 2273 amino acids. NCBI's taxonomy places the organism in Eukaryota, Metazoa, Cnidaria, Anthozoa, Actiniaria, Edwardsiidae.